Molecule: messenger RNA, 2835 nt
Organism: Dentiscutata erythropus
Lineage: Eukaryota; Fungi; Glomeromycota; Glomeromycetes; Diversisporales; Gigasporaceae
Source: the annotation of a GenBank genome assembly
AUGUGCGAAUCCAAUCCUCUGCUUUAUGAAUCUAUUAACCUUCAGGAUUUAUUAAUGUGUGAGUCCAACAUAGAUGAUGUUAUGACCAUGGUUAAUACCAAUCUUUCUACCGAUCAGUCGUCUACCAUGACAUCACCUGAGUUUGAACCUCAAAUUCAAACAAUGCUUAUCAAUAAUAAUACAAAGAACUCAUCAUCUUCUCAAUCUGGAGAUUUGUCAUUGAAUGAUUUUCAAUAUCCAGUUCCCUCUUCAGACAUGCCUUCCUUGAGUUCUCAAGAGCCUUUUCUAUUCUUACCAAACUCUACCGCCCUUGAUAAUAUCUUUCCAGGGUCUUUGAAUAAUUUGCCAACUUCUAGCAAAAACUCUAUGGAAGAUAUUUAUUCUCAAGAAACAUUUUUAUUCUCUCCAAACUCCGCUAACAUCGGUUCUUCAGAGCCUCUAUUCUAUUCGCCAACUUCUAACAAAAUCUUUACAGAAAACAACAGUUUCCCGAAUAAUCUUUCUCCAUCAACUUGUACACUCUUUCAAGAUUUAAAUGUUUCUCCAAAUAACUCUGCAUUGGCCAACUUUGGCAAUUACUCUUCUUCAAUGGAAGAUAUAUUUGUCACAUAUGAUACUUCCACUGAAUAUGAUACGAUUUCUUUUGAUGAAUCCUUAAAAAAGAAACAUAAAGGUUCUUUGGCAUCGAACACGCGUUCAAAAUUUCCUGUGAUUGAUAGAAAUACUAUUAAAGCGAUACUGGCAUCUUUGUAUGAUACCACGAAUCGAACCGUCGAAUCUUCUGGCACUAACCUUGUCAAAGACAACCGUUCUGAUAAAGAUAAUGCAGAAUGUGAAGAAAGUUCAUUUUCCAAUCCGAAGUUACCAGUAUCUAGCCCCAAGUCUUCGACUGCAACUUCUGAACCACAACCAAAACCGAAAGCGCAAAACAAGCAAAAUAAAACUGCACACAAUGUGAUUGAGCGUCGUUAUCGAAAUAAUAUUAAUGACCGAAUUAAUGAUCUAAAAAAUGUAGUUCCCGCACUAUGCCAUUUAAAAAGCAGGGAUGAUGACGUAAUCGAAGAAGUAGAUGGUAUUCCGGCCGCUACAAAAACAAAUAAAGCUACUAUUUUGAGAAAAGCAACCGAAUAUAUUGUACAUCUAAAAAAGAAAAACCUCGAUCUCAAAUGUGAAAAUGUCAUUUUAAAAAAGAUUAUUGCAGCUAUCCCUGGUGGUAUCGAGUUAUAUGAUGCUUAUCUCAAGAUUGAAAGUGAAAUGGAGACUCCGCCGGAUACACCUCCUUCUGAGAUUGACCCUUAUAUUCCAUAUCAAUAUAAACCAUCAACUCCUCCCUCUAGAAAUGCUGGACGUGUCAUUGCUAGUAACGAUAAAGAAUCAGUAGUUCCAGAUGGAAUUCAUAGAUUAUGGGAUAGUAUGACGAUCGAUAUUUGGAUUAUUACUUUCCUUAUGUGUUUUACUUAUAUCAUCUGGCCAUCUUUGUUUUCAACCAUUCGUAAACCUGUUAUCAUAUCUCGUUCAACUCCCAAAAUUAAAGAUGCAACAAAGCUUUACUUGUCCCUUUCAUCCCUUUCGAAUAUUUCGUCAAUGAAUACUUUGGGAUUUGCGGCUGGUCUUUUUAUUGAAUCUUUAAGAUUAUUUUUAAGAAGAUUUUUGGGAUGGGAUAUUUUUUGUGAUCAUGUUAACGUAGGCAUGGAUGAAAGAUUGUUAGAGGUUGAAUUAUGGAACCGACUUGGUGAAGCAGAAUUAUGUGGUGGAAAUAAACAUGUAACUCGUCUUUCAAUCUUAUACACAUGCCUUCGAACGAUUAAUAUUUUGGAAAAUCCUUAUAAUAUGAAUAUGCAUGCCAGCCAUUCUCGUAUAUAUGCAAAUGCCGCAUUACAAUGUUAUGUUGGCCUUCGUUCAGUUCCUUUUUUACGCCGUAGAGCUGUAUCUCACUUUUGGGAACUGGCUAUUAAAGAAAAAAGUUGUUUCAGUUCUGAAGAUAAAUGGCUUGAAAUCGCACUUAUUAGAGAUCAAUAUAACGACAUUUUGGAAAAUGUGGCCAAUAGGAUCAAUGAUCAUAUUUUUCAUUCAUCAAAAAACGCGAAAACUUUUCAAUCUGUAGUUAACACAACCGUUCCACUUGUUUAUGUUUCCGAAAUUCAAGCUCUUUUCCAUAUCAAGGAAGCCUUUUACAAUCUUAUUUCUGAAAGACAUGGCAUGAUUAAGAUUCAAAAAAAAAGUAAAAAUGAUCUUGGCUCAGAACUAGUAAACAAGUUAAAGGAAGGAUCAAUGACUGAUGACAAUUUGAAUAAACAGAUUAUUAUAAUGAGUUUACUCUCUCGAUCUCACUUAAUUUGUGGUAAAAUUAAAGCUUCUAUUCAUUGUGCUGAUAAAGCUAUAAACUGUAUUUCUUUACGAAAAAAUGAACAAAUGGAAACUAUAGAAAUCGAAAAAAAUUUGAUGAUUAGGGAGAUUGUGAAAGAUAUUCAAGAUUUAGUAGAGUUUUGCGUUGGAUGGAUUGCUUUAGAAACAAGAGUUGUUGUACUGAAAAUUGUCGGAAAUUUCUUAUCAAAAAAUGAGGUUAGAAAAUUGCCAAAUGUACUUGUUGAGAACCAUUUAAGAUCUUCCAUUAACAUUUUGGCUCGUUAUCUGCGUCGAUCGACAAAAUCUGACGCAUUUGAUAAAAUCUCAAAAUUACGAGAAAGAUUUAUAAGGAAACUUGACGCUCUCGGAAGGAUUAUAUCUGGUAUCGAUGAGAAUUAUGACCCUGGGUGUGAUUGUGACGAUUACGAUAAACAGGACAGUAAUGAGUAUAAAGCCACAAGGGCCUUACGUGUCUUAAAGGGAAUGUAA